UGACCCGACCCGCUCUCUCUCUCCCUCUCUAUCUCUGCAUAUCACAUAAGCUGGACUGGUGAGGGCUUUGUAUUGAUACACAAAUUUAAUCUAGUAUGUGCUUAAUUACAUGUAAUAAUCUUUGGUUAAAUAAGGGCAUUUAUGGCGAUUUAAAUUAUGUAUUAUUUUUAUGAAUCAACAGUGGAGAUUAAUUUCAACAAUGGAAAUUGUUCAUUUAUGUAUUAGUUGCCUAGGAUAACAAAUUCCAAACUUGUUAACAUGAUAAAAAUUUCAUUCAUACUGUGAGAUGUUUGCUGUCUCGAUUAUUUUAAGGGAAUCGCAUUCUCGACAUUAGAGUUGCUAGUUAUAUGGUGGUGACUGGUCCAAGAUCAAGAAACACUACACAGCACUGAGUCAGCGAGUCUCAUGCGAUGAUGGCUGUAAUAAGGACUCGAUCAUUCGUUCCUUUUGUUUUCCGAUAUCCCAAAUUAGUUAUUAAAUGGAGCAGGUGCCCUAAAUCAUUAAUUAUUGUAUCGGCUCACUCAAAAUUAUGCAUGCUAAUAAGUUGGACAUUUGAUUGAUAGAAAAGACAUGCCGCCUAUGGAGGAUGUCUAAUGGAAAACAAACUGCAUAAGAGACGGGAGGAUUGAAUUAUGUGACCAAAUGGGGGAAAGAACAGACGACUUAAAAGAUUUAUGUAAAAUGAUAUUUGAUUCAAAUUUCAUUUCUCAUACGUGUCCAUGAUAUUCUGAAUGUUUAAAUUUUCUAGAGAGGAAAUUAAGAAAAUAGGUAUAGUUAUAAUAAUUCGCUCUAUACCCGAGCUGCUGCUCUAAAUUGUUAUCCCUAUUUUCUUUUGACCAAUUUUCAUGGAUGCCCCUCUAACGCCGCCCGAACCUCCGGGGUCAUCCCCGCCGUCAAUCAGGCGGCGGAAAUUCCAUUUAGCUUCAGAUUCUGCAUCAUCAGCGUCUUCGAGUAAUUGUUGCUGUGCGACGUCGUAUUCUCAAAAGGGGAUCAAGAUUUCGAGAAACCCUAGAAAAAUUCAGGUCGGGCCCUUGAAGAAGGGCCGGAAAAGCAUCGGCGGCAGUGAUGUCGACGCUCUCGCCCUCCCUCUGGGAAUGUCAAUUGCCGCCGUCGUUUCUCAGGUUUUGGUGAGGGAAAAUGCGGCUGGUGGGAGGAUGUCUGUUGAUCGUGUGUCUGAGAUCUGCUCCUUAGCGGUGAGAGAAUCUUUAUCAAAUCAGGUAUUUGGUGACAAAUUUGAUAACUUUGUCAGAAAUUUUGAGAAAUCAUUUCGUAGUACCCUGCUGACUUUGAGAUUAAUUGAAAAUUCAUCUCAAAAUGUUGGAGAACAAUUUCAUGGGAAUAUGGGAGAGCUUUUAUCUCUUGACAAACCACAAGCCUCUUCAUGUCAUUGCCAACCUACUGAUGUUUCAGAGCCACAUAAUGAUAGAAAAAGGACUGAUCUACAGCAAAGGGAUGGAUAUCAGGAGAACUCUUUUGCAGGAGUGAGGAGGGUAUCUCCUCUUGAUAGAGUAGAAGAUUCCGCUUGUAUGGAUAACUCUGAUUCAACACCUCAAGGAAACAUCACCAAUAGCCCGAGCAGCCCUCACAAGCAAAUGGAUGAAAACAUAAGGACAAACUUGACAAAUCAACAGCUUGUUCUGCAUGACAAGCAACUGGACAGGCAGCUCUCAACCUCAUCGAGCUCGGGUAUGAACCAGUCUUCAAUGCUAACCACUAUCGAAAAAUCUGUCAUGGAGCAAACUCGUUCAAAUGAUCUCAAGGCGUUUGAGAUCGGUCUCAUCAUGAAAAAGUUGCAGCUUAAGGAAAAGCAACUCGCACUCAGUUCUCACGCAAAUGUCCUGGAGAGGUGGAAAUUAUCUGUGGGUUUCUCAAAGUCAUUCUUCAAAGCUGAAAAAUUCAAAACGCAGUUACAAGACAGCAGACAGAUUGAGCUCCUUAGAAAGUGUUUAGACUUUCUUGUUGCUGGUCUAAUCACCAUGUUACUAUCAAUUGCGUAUGGAACUUAUGUGUAUUCGCACCGAAAACUCAUUGAAGCCACUGAAGCUUGCUCUCCUUACACUGAAUCCAAGUCUUGGUGGAUGCCAAAAUCAAUGGCAACUUUCAACACAGGCCUACAACUGGUGGCAUGCCAAAUUCAAGUUUGGAGUCGGAUGCUGUUCGGUGUUCUAAUGAUUGUAGCCAUCACCUUCUUACUCCUUCAGAGGUCAUCGGCUUCACACCAGACCAUGCCCGUCACCUUUCUGUUGCUCUUGGGAAUCGGGUGUGGCUACGCUGGGAAGUUCUGCAUUGAUACAUUGGGAGGCAGUGGAUGCGACUGGCUAAUGUAUUGGGAGGCUUUAUGCUUGUUGCAUUUCUUCGCCAAUACUUUCAGCUCGGCGCUGUAUUUUAUCCUCAACGGACCCAUCUUGGUUGCGGAAAGGAUGGAGCACAUGACGAGGACAACAGCAACAAUGUUUCCAUACUGGAUGAGAAGGACACUCUUUUUCACUACGCUGAUAGUACUGCCAUUACUUUGUGGCUUGAUGCCUUUUGCCAGCCCUCCAGAAUGGUUCGAUCAUUUUUCAUCGAGGACCUCAGGUUUCAUGGAAUCCUUGGAUGAUUGAUGAUGCCUCUCUUUUAUUUUUGGUGUGUGCGCGAAUUUGUAUGGUGUUUUGUAGGGGCAAGAUGUGCACCAUGUAAUGAUGGCUACCAAACACUACACUCUAAUUAAAUUAUAAUUAAUCCGACUAAGCCUGCGGUUUCCAGAGGUGCAGUGCUUGGGUAAGAUCAUAACGGGCCAUAUAUGCA
Molecule: messenger RNA, 2787 nt
Organism: Andrographis paniculata
Lineage: Eukaryota; Viridiplantae; Streptophyta; Magnoliopsida; Lamiales; Acanthaceae
Product: protein CPR-5
Exons: 5
Coding region: 846-2603 (585 amino acids)
Biological process (GO): defense response; leaf senescence; trichome morphogenesis
Source: RefSeq, a predicted model, not a curated record